Molecule: messenger RNA, 659 nt
Organism: Rhagoletis zephyria (snowberry fruit fly)
Lineage: Eukaryota; Metazoa; Arthropoda; Insecta; Diptera; Tephritidae
Source: RefSeq, a predicted model, not a curated record
AUGACCGCCAGCGCCUUUGCCCAUUACCGGAAGUACGCCUGGGGCAAACCUGCAUUGGCGCCUCUCAGCCGGAAAAGCACCCACACCAAUAUGACUGGUCCUCUUCCCGGGCAAACCAUCGUCUACGCCAUGAGCACCUUCUGGGUGAUGGACCUCAAAGAGGAGUGGGCGGCCGGAAGGGAAUGGAUUGCCAACCACCUCCGCCUCGACGACGUGAACGCCCAACUUGAUGUUCACUACACCAUCUCUUUCUACAUUGGUUCGCUUCUCUCCGCCUACGCCCUCAGCGGUGAUCAGGUGCUGCUGAUCAAAGCGAUCGAGGUGUUCAACGCCUUGCCUAAAAAUGGCCUUUUUGAUCUAGGUUCUGGACUUACGCCGCAAAAGUUUAACCCUAAAACGAACACUUACGAGCAUACAGCGAACUACAUCUCUUUUCAAGUUCCAGAGCUAAUUUACCUUUUUAACCUGACAAGGAAUCAAGAAAUCGGCGACUGGCUAGCAAAAGGACGAGCCGAAUUACGCAAGAGAAGUGGAGUUCACACAUUUGAAAAGAAAACAGGUUUCUGGGAGCCAGCCAAAUACGCCUGGAGAGAAAUUUCAGGCCACUUUGACGACAUGCUUUCUUCGUACAAUCAACUUGGUCAAUGGGACACUGAAUU